GAAGCCGGGAUACACCAGAUGUCAGGAUGAUUAAGGAGGUAUAUAACGCAGACACUACUGAUACUAGGUGCGUACUAGUUCAGCACCAGUAAAGAGAGAAGGAAAAGUUAACAACAACAGGAUGAUUUCAAGUUUUUCAAAUAAACUAGUGUCAUUCAAGCUGAAGUCUAUGCCUUUAUGAUCUUCUUACUACAGAAGAUAUCCCCAAACAACAGAUGAUGGCCUGUACAACGGUAUUACAGAUGUUGGGUCCUCUGGACAUGGCCGUAAGGCUGUGCUGGAGCCAGUGUCCACCACUGUGCCAGCUGUUCUGUGCAUCCUCUCUGAAGCACCUGAGACCCUACAUCAGAGCCCCCGUGCCAGAGCAGCUCUCCCAGAGCAGGCUAAGACCUACAGCACUUACCCCAGACAGACCUGUGCCUCUGAAUGUAGAGUGGUGAGGAUGAAGUCAAGGCUAAGAGAAAGCUUGUGAUUUUCACUGACUCUAAGGGGUGUCCCUAACAGCAGCCAACAUAUUCUAUUAAAUGGUGGAGUGGAUGUACCCACGGUCAUCACGCCCAGAGAGGCGGUGCAACACGACACAGGGUGGUUCUAGCUGCACUGUCAGCAAAUCUAUUGAGGAGAGCAGGCUGCGACUGGGCUUCCCACAGCCCUCUGCAGACUUCCAGUGUUUCCGUGCCAGGCUGAGGGAGGACAUGGUUCUCCUGGGGAGCUGCAGUGUGAAGAACCAGAGCUUCCAGAAGGCUGUGGGAAUCCGCAUCACCUUUGACUCUUGGCACAGCCAACAAGACGUGUCCUGUGCUUUCCUGAAGGAGCGCUAUGGUGGACCUGACACAGACAUCUUUGAAUUUGACAUCACCCUGCCCAUGCUCGAUGAGAAGUUCAAAUUCUUUGUUUUAUCGACCUGAUGAGUACAGCACCCCAUUCUGGGACAAUAGCAAUGGACAGAACUACAGCAUGUUUGUCUCUGACAAGCCUGAGGCACGCUGUGGGGCAUAAUCUGGACAACAGAAAGACUGCACUAGGCUACACUGAACUUCACCGUAACAUUUUAUGCUUAGACCCUCAUCUUCACUAAGUUAAUCUGAGGCGAACUGUAAUAUGAUAAAAUGUGAAAGACCUGUUCUCAUCAGCUAAAAUAAACUAUUGUCAUAUUUUU
Messenger RNA from Salmo salar (Atlantic salmon), 1159 nucleotides. Lineage: Eukaryota; Metazoa; Chordata; Actinopteri; Salmoniformes; Salmonidae. The record is from RefSeq and is a predicted model, not a curated record.